Molecule: messenger RNA, 2287 nt
Organism: Danio aesculapii
Lineage: Eukaryota; Metazoa; Chordata; Actinopteri; Cypriniformes; Danionidae
Product: b(0,+)-type amino acid transporter 1
Exons: 6
Coding region: 7-1419 (470 amino acids)
Biological process (GO): amino acid transmembrane transport
Cellular component (GO): membrane
Molecular function (GO): L-amino acid transmembrane transporter activity
Source: RefSeq, a predicted model, not a curated record
AGCACAAUGAAAAAUACAGAAAAGCUGAAUUUAAGACGGGAAUUGGGACUCACCAGUGCUGUUUCUUUGGCUGCAGGCGUCAUGAUAGGUUCAGGAAUUUUCAUGUCUCCGCAAUUCGUUCUGGUUUACGUUGGAAGUUCAGGAGCAAGCUUGAUCAUUUGGGCAGUGUGUGGCGUAGUAUGCAUGUGUACAGCUUUCUCAUAUGCUGAGAUAGGCACCAUUAUCAGAGAAUCAGGAGGUAACUAUAUCUAUAUCCUGCGAAUUUAUGGACCUUGUCUUGCAUUCGUUUUGAGCUUUACAACCAUGUUCCUGAUGAAGCCACUUUCGAUUAUAGCUGGUUCCCUGAGCUUUGCCAAAUACGCUGUGGCACCAUUUUAUCCAGGCUGUACACCUCCUAUUUUAGUGGUAAAGUGUAUUGCUGCAGCAUGUGUCUUGGUGAUUUCAACUAUCAAUGUGCUAAAUGUUCGUUUUGCCAUGGCUUCUCAGGUGGUCUUUAUGGUGGCUAAAUUUGUUGGUCUAAUGGUUAUAGUUAUUGGAGGAAUAAUAACAGUUGCACAGGGAAACUGUGAAAGCCUGUGCAAUACUAAAACUGCUUUUGCAGACGCAAAGCUUAGCAUUAGUACUGUUGGAAUGGCACUAUAUCAGUGUCUAUGGUCAUAUGCUGGGUGGAACAACAUAAACAAUGUUAUUGAGGAGGUGAAAAGACCAGAGGUCAACCUGCCAAGGGCACUGAUGAUUGCUAUUCCCAUGGUCACGAUUCUCUACCUACUAGUCAAUGUCAGUUAUCUGGUUGCCAUGUCACCCGCAGAAAUGAUAUCAUCCAGUGCAGUAGCCGUCACAUGGGGAAAUAAGGUGUUAGGAGGAUGGGGCUGGGUGAUGUCCAUUGCUGCAGCACUCUCAUCUUUUGGUUCUCUAAAUGGAUCGUUUUUCAGUGGAGGACGAGUGUGUUACGUUGCAGCAAGAGAGGGUCAUAUGCCUGACAUACUAGCCAUGGCUCACAUGCACCGGCUUACUCCGUCUCCUGCCCUCAUUUUUAACACUGUCAUUGCUCUUAUUGUUCUCAUUCCCGGGGACUUCCAGGCCAUAGUCAACUUCUUAAGCUUUACUGCCUGGUUCUUCUAUGGGGUAACGUUAUCAGGUCUUCUAUAUUUAAAAAUCAAGAAACCUGAACUUCCCCGGACAAUUUCGGUACCCAUAAUCCUUCCCAUCGUGGCUUUGCUGGCUGCAGUGUUUCUGGUGCUGGCUCCUAUCAUCGAUGACCCUCAGAUAGAGUACCUCUAUGCGGUCAUCUUUAUACUGAGCAGCAUUGUGAUUUACAUACCUUUCAUUCACUUCAAGCUGUUUCCAGGAAUGUUAAACAAACUCACAGUCUUCCUUCAGCUUUUCCUAGAGGUGGCACCGACUGCUAAAAACCUGUGAUGCUGAACCAACAGUAAUGUCAAAUGUUGUGCUUUUUAAAUUCAAAUGGUACAAAUUGCUAGAAAUGUUAUAGAUGUGUCAAAAUCAGUUUAAAGGGGACCUAUUGUGCCAAAAUCACUUUUAUAAGGGCUUUAAACACAGUUGUGUGAUAACAUUUUUUUUAUUAUCACACUCGAUAAAAACCUGUCUGCUGAAUUACUUUGAUUGACAUUUUCCUUUUGUACAUGUCAUCAGAUGGGGAAAGCCCCACCCAUUAGUGAUGAUCUCAUAAGCAUUGGAUGUUAAGCUACGGUCACACUGGGCUUUUCCUCCCCAUAGACUUCCCUUCAUACGCACGCGAAUGCGUCAGACCGGAAACGCAAGGUCAUGCGUCAAGUUUCGCAUGUUGCUGCAGUGCAAAGUUCAAGCUUGGUGAACCCUGACCUGCGAAAUCGCAUCACUUGACUGCGUGAGACCAAUCGAGGAUCAAAACAGGACCUCUCUGGACAGAAAUUUUAAACAUGGAGCAAUCGCUCACUUUUUUAAAUGUCUACUCAUCUUGUUUAAUCCCGCCCCUUUUCGCAGCGCCGUACGACAGAAUUUCGCACACACAAACUCUAGUGUGACCACAGCUUCAGUCUUGUUCUUGAAUCUGCCACUAUGCUGAUGCAAAAGCAUUUUUAUAGGGAGGCGUGGCACUAAACACCUCCCCUAAACCCAAUCUUGUUUAAUCCCGCCCCUUUUCACAGCGAUGCACGACAGAAUUUCGCACAAUCAAAGCCCAGUGUGACCGCAGCUUAAUAGGUAGUGCAGUGUGUGUGAGAGAGGGGGGCAGUGUUUCGAUGUGAUCCGGUUAUGUUUUGGUUAUGUGACUGUUGGUGUGGGUUGC